AUGGGCUCCAUCUCCGAGCACUCCUCGUCAAACGACGGCCUAUCCGUCCUCUUUGUCUGUCUUGGGAAUAUCUGCCGGUCUCCCAUGGCCGAGGCGGUAUUCCGACACCACAUCGCCAAUCUCCCCGCCUCGUCUCCUCUGAAAUUCAGUACCGUCGACUCCGCUGGCACAGGUGCCUACCAUAUCCACUCUCCGCCCGACCCCCGCACCAUGUCCACUCUCCGCCAGCACAACGUGAUUAAAUACAGCCACUCCGCUCGCAAGGUCAACAAAGCCGAUUUCCGGGAGUUUGACUACAUCUUCGCCAUGGACGACUCCAAUCUCUACGACCUGCUGGAACUACAGGAGAAAGUCAAGAGGGACGAUGAGAAGAAAGGAGAUACCGGCCACAGGGCCACUGUAAGGCUCUGGGGCGAUUUCGCGCGCGAUGGGAGUGUUUGCGACAAGGUCGGCGGCGGGGAGAGCGUGCCGGACCCGUAUUACGGUGGUAAUGAUGGGUUUGAAGAGGUAUACAGUCAGGUGGUACGGCACACUGAGGGCUUCCUUAAAUAUCUGGAAAGAAAAACCGCCGAAAGCUGA
Messenger RNA from Uncinocarpus reesii 1704, 579 nucleotides. Its product is annotated as low molecular weight phosphotyrosine protein phosphatase. The record is from RefSeq and is a predicted model, not a curated record. Lineage: Eukaryota; Fungi; Ascomycota; Eurotiomycetes; Onygenales; Onygenaceae. Gene Ontology annotation, molecular function: protein tyrosine phosphatase activity. The transcript has 2 exons. The coding region runs from base 1 to 579 and encodes 192 amino acids. Gene Ontology annotation, biological process: protein dephosphorylation.